CCCGUUUUGUCUACCGAUUGCUAGAUUAAUUAACCCUCGCUUAAAUCACAUACGCAGGUCCGCGAGUCAUGGGCAAAGUAACAAUGUACCACUUUUGGGCUCUCACAGCCAACAUUUAAAAACCUCCUUGACAUUUCACACCAUCAGUUUUUUAUAAGACACUAAAAGAGAAUUUGCAAGAUCACACAUAUUGCACAGAAGGUAUAACAAAUAACACAAACUCAAAUGAAAAUCUUGAAGAGCCUUCCAACGAGCUACUCAAUCUAUAAAGCAAAAUGCGACGGAGAGGUUGAGGUAUUCGAUAAACGUCACCCAGCACACUGGAUGCUCAGGACUAGGAGUGGAGGUAACAAGACGAGUUUGGUUGAUCAAACAGAACGUCUCUACGUGUGCGCUAAACAACAUGGGUUUGACUACGAAGUACACCUCUCUACAGCAAAAGCGAACCUCGACAGGGACAGUUACUUGAAUAAACUCAGUUACCUAUUUAUAUUACCUUCAGGAGUUAGGUGUCAAGUAAAAUCGCAAGAUUUUACCCAGUUUGAAGUCCUCAACAUCGAGAAUGACGCUUUAUUGGCCGUUUAUCAGAAAAAUAAGCAUGGCAUGCAUUUCCACAAACACGAUAGUCUGAAAUUAUACGGAGAACUAACAGAUCAUGACAAGUUACUUCUCAUUAUGGUGUGUCUCUUAAUGGGUCGCAUAGAGAGACAAACAAAACCACAACAAAGUCACCUCAAGCAGCUCCUUACAGCGAGUUCAUCCAAUGGUUCACUAGCAUCGAUCACUUCCCUUACCUCAAAACAUUCGCAUAACCCCGAGAAAAGCGCAUUCCGUGAUAAAUUAUUGCAUUUGUAAAAGUUUGUAAUUAUAGUCUACUGUACAAUAACAUAUCUACCUCAUUUCAUGGUCUCCUUUAGUU
Messenger RNA from Wallemia mellicola CBS 633.66, 919 nucleotides. RefSeq lists its product as hypothetical. The transcript is spliced from 2 exons. Lineage: Eukaryota; Fungi; Basidiomycota; Wallemiomycetes; Wallemiales; Wallemiaceae. The coding region runs from base 226 to 855 and encodes 209 amino acids. The record is from RefSeq and is a predicted model, not a curated record.